CUUUAAAAUUAUCUGAUGAAAAUACGCGUUUAUGAUGUCUAAAGUUAACUACACAAAUAUUGUGUACUUUUAGAAGCGGAGUUAGUUAUGACUGCAGGAGUUUUAUGAUAUAAAUAGCAACCACUACAAGUACAUUCUAUUCAGUGUGAAUGUAGUUUAUAACCAAGUAAUUUCGCCUACUUUUAAAAACUCCGAUAUAACCUUAUCAGAUGCUGUUAGAUUCAGGAUGCAGCCCCCACUCCGUCUCCUGACGGUGACGUCACAAUCAACGCGCCGUUUCAGUCAGUUGAGGUCUGCUGGGGUGAGAUAGCGUUGUGGCUUUUAUUUACAUGAUAACUGCUGUUUUGUCCUUUCUCUUUUGUUCAAUUAGGUCAUUAACUAUUUGUCUGCAUAUUGAAACCGUUAAAACGGAGAUUAUACAAACCUAGAUUAUAUAAUAGUAAACAGUACGUCAAAACAUGGUUACUGUACGUUUACUACAACAAAAACUCGCUUCUUUGUUGUAAGAUCUUUGCUUCUGCUAGAACUCUCACAAGUGAAGUAAAAAGGUUUUGAGGGCACAAAUGAUCUAGAAUCCUGAAAAGAAUCACAAAGCAUCCAAAAAAUAGGAGACUAGAUAGACGACAAUGAGGAGAGUUAACAACUGAGCUAAGAAGAGGAGAAACAUCAUGAUGUCAAAGCUGAUGUGAGUCUUUCCUUCCUUCAUCUUUUCCCCAAAACUAAACAUCUGCAUUCAGUGUGCAAAACGGAAACAUGAUGGAGCAUGAGGAAAAUCCCGAACAAAAGACAUACCAAUGUGAUCUGUGUGGGUGGACUACUUUAAAACAAAAGCGCAUGGACACUCACAUGAAAUUUCACUCUGGAAAGCCGCAUGUAUGUGAUCAGUGCGGGAAGGGUUUCACAAGAAAAAGUGUCCUUAAUGUGCACAAAAACAUCCACACCGGAGAGAAUCUGCACACGUGCGAUCAGUGCGGGAAGAAAUUCACACUGAAAACCACCCUCGAAUCUCACAAAGCAAUCCACUCUGAAGAGAAACCGCACACUUGUGAUCAGUGCGGGAAGAAUUUUGCUUCUCUUAAAAAGCUCAAAUCGCAUCUGCUUAGUCAUUCUACUGAAAAACCGUUUGUGUGUGAUGAGUGCGGUAGUGCGUUUAGUACAAUAAGUAAUCUGAAUGAGCACAAGAAAAUUCAUUUAAAAGUGAAGCCUUACACGUGUUCCCUGUGCGGAAUGAGUUUUCGCCAUCGCUAUAAUUUCAAUGUGCACCAGAUAAGACACAGCGGCGUGAAGAAUCAAGUGUGCUUUGUUUGCGGGAAGACUUUUGUUACAGAUAGCGAAGUAAAACUGCAUCAGAGGCUCCACACCGGAGAGAAGCCGUACAAGUGUUCGCACUGCGACAAGAACUUCAGUCGAUCGUCUACUUUGAAAAAACAUGAGCGGAUCCACACUGGAGAAAAACCUUUCAAGUGUUCAUACUGCGACAAGGGAUGUAAUCAGAUGUCAGAUCUGUUAAAGCACGAGAGGGUCCACACUGGAGAGAAGCCGUAUAAGUGUUCACGCUGUGACAGGGGAUUCAGUCAAUCUGUUCAGCUGAAAAGACAUGAGAAGAAAAAAUGUAUGAAGUCAGAGCAAGAAGUCACUCUUUAAAAGGUCAAUCGUCAAGAAAUCAUUGAUUGGAUGCAACUCGGCAUUACCAAACAUGACUCAAUAAAAUCUGCUUCGUCACCGUUAA
Molecule: messenger RNA, 1729 nt
Organism: Danio rerio (zebrafish)
Lineage: Eukaryota; Metazoa; Chordata; Actinopteri; Cypriniformes; Danionidae
Source: RefSeq, a predicted model, not a curated record